Messenger RNA from Telopea speciosissima, 1908 nucleotides. RefSeq lists its product as uncharacterized. The coding region runs from base 1 to 1671 and encodes 556 amino acids. Gene Ontology annotation, molecular function: zinc ion binding. Lineage: Eukaryota; Viridiplantae; Streptophyta; Magnoliopsida; Proteales; Proteaceae. The transcript has 11 exons. The record is from RefSeq and is a predicted model, not a curated record.
AUGAGAUGCCAAAGAUUUUUUGCGCUUGUUGGAGCCUGUAAUGAAAUGAUGGGCACCGAAGGGGAAUCCAAUUUCCACGAGAAGCAUGAGGUGGAUUCAUGCGAGAAAAAAGUUGUUCCAUUUCCACCAGAUCACAAGGAAUCCUUUGAUGGGCAACUCUUAAUUUUGAUAUUCACAGUUCCAUUUCAAGUCGAUGAGCUCUCCGAGCUCACUUUUGCUUCAUCCAUGGCCCUGGCUGAUGAUUCAACUGGAAUAACAGCAAAAGUCCCCCCUGUUCAACACUGGAGAAAACAAAACCUCUUCUUAGAGAUACCCUUGAGAAAAUUGGAGUCCUCUCAGGAUUUUGUGAGAAUAAAUAUGCCCCCCACACCAAGUCCGACUCCCACAAGAAUGAAUCUUCCCCCAAGAGCACCAAGCCCUAGUUCUGCAAGAAUAAAUGAGUCCCCAGGUACAUCCUCAUCCAGAGGAAAGUCAUCUAGAAAAGGUAUCCUACCACGAAUGAACUUUAAGUACCGGAGUUCAACCACAGACAUUGAGAAGGCAGCUGCCAUAGCUCUAGGCACUCCAACAACAGGGCCGCGGGACAAGCUCUAUGUCUCAAGGUCAUCGUCCCUUUCUAAGCUAUUAACACCCAGGAUGAAGAGAACAUCGUCCCUUCCUGUUACUCCAAUUGCUUUCACAAAUCCAGAAUCCGUACGUGGAGGAAGCAUGGUUGAUCCUUCAAAUUCAAUCAAGGGGGCCCAACAAAAGAUAUCUCGUUCACUGUCAGUCCCUGCAAACAACAAAGGAAAAGGGAUAAGGCGAACAGAUUCAUUAGGUGGUAUAUUUCGUGUCAUCCCAUCAACUCCAAGAGUGAUGACAGAGGGGAACACUGCCAUGUCAAAUGCAACAACUCCCACAGCAGAUGGUGAAAACAGUGAUGCUGAUGGUGAAGAUAUUCCUGAAGAAGAGGCUGUGUGCAGAAUUUGUUUGAUCGAACUGGGUGAAGGAGGUGAUACCCUGAAGAUGGAAUGUAGCUGCAAAGGCGAACUUGCAUUGGCCCACCAAGAAUGUGCUAUAAAAUGGUUUAGCAUCAAGGGUAACAAAAAUUGUGAUGUUUGUAAGCAAGAGGUCCAAAACUUACCAGUCACCCUGUUACGGAUCCAGAACAUUAGAACCUUUAAUCCAGAUACGAAUCGGUCCCGGCAGAUAGCUCUUUCUCAGUACAGAGUAUGGCAGGAUGUGCCCGUUCUUGUCAUUGUUAGCAUGCUUGCAUACUUCUGUUUUCUGGAGCAGCUUCUGGUCAUGAAAUUGGGUACUGGUGCAAUUGCCAUGUCCUUGCCAUUUUCCUGCAUACUUGGUCUCCUUGCAUCCAUGACAUCAUCAACCAUGGUGAAGAGAAGAUUUGUAUGGGUCUAUGCAUCAGUUCAAUUUGCUCUAGUGGUUCUUUUUGCUCAUAUUUUCUACUCAUUGCUUCAUAUGCAAGCCGUUCUAUCCAUUCUCCUUGCCACCUUUGGUGGUUUUGGUGUUACAAUGAGUGGCAAUUCUAUUAUCGUUGAGUUCUUGAGAUGGAGGAGCAGGCGGCGCACUAGGUCAGAUAUUCGCCAUAGUUCUCAAGAAGUUUCACCCCAGCCACAACCUGAACGCCCCCAAAAUGAGGCUGGAAAUUUAGAUAAUCCACAAAGGAUCUGAACUGGCAUUUGUAGAAUGGUUGAUGAUAUUGCUGUGGUAGCAAAAUCUAAAUGGUUUUACCUGUACAGAAGUUAGAAAAUAUACAGAAGUUAUAAAUUUCUAUGUUAGAAUAAACAUUAAGUGUAUUCAUGUAUCUCUCUAUUGAGUGCUUUGUAUUACCUUUUAGUCCUUAGAAAACAGAAAUGUUUGUAGCAGUUUUGUAUAACAAGUUGAGAAUGGAAUGGAAUUGAAUUGCCA